AUGGACGCUUCUGAUGACGACGACGAUGAAUUAUUUGAUUUUUAUGAUGAAUUUGACGGUGGUGAUGAAGACGACGUUGAGGAGAUGUUUCUUCCGGUUGGGAAUAUGAAUAAGUGGCAUGAGAACAAGCCACGUUGGUUCAGUGAAGGGAAAGUAUAUGAUACUUCUAUUGAAGUAGCUGAAGCUGUUCCAAGUGGAAUUCGUGUGAGGGUGGUUAACCUUCCCAAGAAAAAGAACAUUCACCGGGAUUUGAAAGCUGCUUUCGAUGGGUUUUCUGGAAUAGCUAAUAUAUCUUCAGCUGUUUCUGGGGACAAGAAGACUAAAGACCCUGUUUGCAGAGGUUUUGCCUUUGUUCAUUUCAAGCGUGAGGAUGAUGAGUUUGGUAGAGUGGAACUAGGAGACGGUAGAGACAAUCUUAAUGUUAUUAGUGAAUCGGAGCAAAGUAGUGGUAAUGACAUGGAACCGAAGUUUAAGCAUGUAGCAGAUUCAAUUUCCUCAAACCGGCUAGAAAGAACUAGGGCUCUUGAGAAAAAGCUACUUGCUAGAGAAGAACAGCUAAGAGUUCCAAAAGAGCAAAAGGGUCAAAAGCUAGAAAGAAUUAGGUUUAUCGAGAGAAAGGUACGUGCUAAAGGAAACCAGCAAAAAGUUCCAAAAGAGCAAAAGGUUCAAAAGCUUGACAUUCCAGGAUCUGCAAAGAGUUAG
Molecule: messenger RNA, 702 nt
Organism: Durio zibethinus
Lineage: Eukaryota; Viridiplantae; Streptophyta; Magnoliopsida; Malvales; Malvaceae
Source: RefSeq, a predicted model, not a curated record